CCCGAGGAGACUUCUCUGACAAGGGUGCAAUCGCUCGCUAAACACAGGCGAUUCCAAGGAGCGGCGGCCCCAAGUCCAGGCGAUGGCUCCCAAGCGCAAGUCUCCGGCGGCGGCGGCGGCGGCGGCGAUGUCGCCGAGGAAGACGCGGAGCAUGGCCGCCCUGAAGCGGGGCGAGGUGGUGCCGGCCAAGGAGGAGGAAGCUGAGCCGGUGCCGGCCGGGAAGAAGGGGAGGAAGAAGGGCAAGAAGGAGGAGGCGGCGGCGGUGGUGGAGAAGGAGGAUGCGGAUGCGGCGAAGCAGGAGGGGAGGAAAAGGGCCAAGAAGGAGGUCGCGGCUGCGGCGACGGCGGAGGAGGACGAUGACGGUGCGGCCGUGGAAGACGGGAAGCGCGUCGUCGUCGAGGCUUGAUUUUUUAGGAAGAAAAUGCCCCUACGCCUUCAUGUGCCGACCGAUCUAACAAAUUGAUGGACCAUCUUAUACCUCGGUCUCCCGAAUUGAUCGAUCAUCUCAUCCCAAAUGCAAUUUUAUCUGAAAGUAGACACCGCAGCAGUCAAUGGCAAACAAUCAGCAGCAGCAAUUUUAUCCCUACAAGCUACAGCGACCUACAGCAACAAUCUACAACGCCACGGGCUACAACCUUCAGGCCGAGAAGCCGAGAAGGCAGCAUAGCAGAGCGAGACAGGCGCCAAUUCCUCGCCGGCCCCUUCUAGCCGGCGGCGGUGGCGACCUCGACUGGUGGGCCUCGGCUGGUGGAUGGGGACGGCGGCCUCGUCUGGCGGAUGGCGUCCGACGGCGGGGGCGGCCUCGUCCAGUCCCACGACCGUGAUGGUGGACGCGGCGAGCGAAGUCUGAUGGGAGCACCUACCUACGUCUCCUUCCCAUGUCCUCCCUCUGCCGCUGCACCGCCUCUGGUUCUUGAAAUAUCGAUCGAUCGAUUUGGGGAUCGAUCAUAACAUGAAGGAAGGGACAGGGGAAAUUUCGUAACUAUACAAUCUGCCAUGUGGGCCAAGAGGGAUAAAAAGAUUAAAAAAACAGAAAAAUGCUAUUGUGUCAACGUUCCAAAGAAAAAUGUGCUACUUUGUCUAAGAAAAUGAAAAGUGUGCAUUUGGAGCAAAGUACAAAGAAAGAUGUGGUAUUUUGUCAAAUUUCUCAAGAUGGGAGAACCUCCUUAUUUUUAUUGGAACCUUGUUUCCCUUUUGAAAUUGAACAAAUGAGAACUACAAGCAAAUGAGAACCCUGCUGUCCAAGUUCCGUCUGUCUUUUUACAACUUCCGUCUCCAUAAAGGCCGAAGCGGCAUUGCAAAAUUCAGUAAAUGAGUAAUAUUAAUAAGAUCCAGCAUUUAGUAACAUAACAGUCACAUAUAAAUCAACAAGGGUGUCAGAAAUAUUACACCGAUAGUGUAGCAUGAUCGGUUAUUAUAUCACCUGAAAACUUUGACGCAAAAUAGUGGAACUAUUUCUUCUGAAGGAAAAACCAUCAGUACAACAUAUAACCACAACAAAAUCCAUCCAAGUAGUCAGUAUAGAUGCACAAAGGCUUGCUUUGAUG
Messenger RNA from Brachypodium distachyon (stiff brome), 1547 nucleotides. RefSeq lists its product as uncharacterized. The transcript has 2 exons. The coding region runs from base 83 to 406 and encodes 107 amino acids. NCBI's taxonomy places the organism in Eukaryota, Viridiplantae, Streptophyta, Magnoliopsida, Poales, Poaceae. The record is from RefSeq and is a predicted model, not a curated record.